This is a messenger RNA of Prunus armeniaca (apricot), 1107 nucleotides long. Lineage: Eukaryota; Viridiplantae; Streptophyta; Magnoliopsida; Rosales; Rosaceae. The record is from the annotation of a GenBank genome assembly.
AUGUCUGUGUCUAGGGGAUCCUACCUAAGAUGGGAAGGGGGCGAAUCCCAUGAAGUUUUGAAAAGAGUUCGGCAUUUGUCGUUUGCUAGAGGGCAAUUUGAUUGUGCGGCGAAAUUUGAGCCAUUAUAUGCGGUUAAGCAUUUGCGAACCUUCCUACCUCUAAGAAGAGAAGGGUUGUCGGUCUCUUUUGAACUGCCUACAGACAUGAGAAAAUUGAUUAACUUGAGGCAUCUUGAUUGUAGCGGAACUCAAAUUGAAGAGAUGCCGGUGCAAAUGGGUAGACUAAAAAGUUUGAGAAUAUUGACUACUUUUGUUGUGGGGAAAUCUACUGGGUCGACUAUUGGAGAAUUGAGGGAGUUGUCUGAUCUUGGAGGAAAGCUUUCUAUUUUGAAGCUUAAUAAUGUUGUUGACGGUACGGAUGCCUUGCAAGCCAAUUUGAAGAACAAGAAAGAUCUUAAGGAGUUAGAGUUGGCAUGGGGCUCCAAAGAUGCCGAUCAUUCCGGAAAGGUGAGAGAUGUACUUGACAAGCUCCAACCUUGCAUGAAUUUGGAGAAAUUGACCGUCACACUUUAUGGCGGGACCAGCUUCCCAAACUGGUUGGGAGACUCUGCCUUCAAUAAAAUAAAAGUUAUGCGCCUUGUAGGCUGUCAUUAUUGCUUCGAGUUGCCACCGCUUGGACAGCUACCUGCUCUUAAGGAGCUCUUCAUAUCCAUUCGGCCAUUUCAAUCACUGGAGAAGCUGGAGUUUGGGGAGAUGGCAGAGUGGGAGGAAUGGGUACCAAGUGGAAGUGGAGGUCCAGACUUUCCUCGUCUCCAGGAGCUGAUUCUUGUAAAGUGUCCAAAGCUAAGAGGAAGCUUGCCUUGUGAUCUGCCUUGCUUGAAGAAGCUUAGCGUGAAAGGGUGUGGGGUUUUACAUGAUCAAAGGGCCACUGCUACUACUAGUACUAGUACUAGUCUCAACUACAAUUCUCUUGAAGAAUUGGAAAUAGAAGAUGGAUGCCAAACAGGUCUGUUAUCAUUACUAGAGACAAAGCUCCUGUCCGACCUUGACAUUGGACAUUUAAUGACAUACAGUGCUUGCCCAACAUCAAUCGCCUUGAAAGUUUGA